GCCCUCUCUUUCUGUCUUGUGCCCUAAAAAAAGGGCCCGCUGCUCUGCUUUUCUCCCCCUCGUCUCCGCAUCCGCAGUCGCACACCCGCCAUUGCAUUCGCAGCACCAGCGCCGCUUCUCCUUCCUCGAGCUCACCCCCCUCUCUUCUCCUAUUCGCUCGCGUGCUCUCUCUCUCUCUCUCUCCGCUGCCUCAGCCGCCCUCGCUGUCGCUGACCCGAGAGAUUCAUUUGGCCGGUCAUGGCUGACGCGUUGUGCAACGGCGUCGUGGCGUCCCCGUGCGGCCGGGACGUCGCCGGCCGGGCCAGGGGCGCCGCCAGGGCCGCGCUCGCGGAGUCCCUGCAGGUCGCCGGGCACGCCAGCAAGACCUCCUUCUCCGCCGGGAGGAUGUCGGUCAAGGACAGCAAGCCGAGGCCCCUGUCGCGUAGCCUCGAGGCCGCCGCGCCAGGACAGAUGAACCUGUCGUUCCCCAAAGCCAUGCGGUGGUGGAAGAAGGGGCUGCACCCCAACAUGCGCGAGGUCGAGUCCGCGCAGGACCUGGCCGACUCGCUGCUCAGCGCCGGCGACAAGCUCGUGGUCGUCGACUUCUUCUCCCCAGGCUGCGGCGGCUGCCGCGCCCUCCACCCCAAGAUCGCCCAGUUCGCCGAGAAGAACCCGGGCGUGCAGUUCUUGCAGGUGAACUACGAGACGCACAAGUCCAUGUGCUACAGCCUCCGCGUCCACGUCCUCCCUUUCUUCAGGUUCUACCGGGGAGCCGAGGGCCGGGUCAGCAGCUUCAGCUGCACCAACGCAACGAUCAACAAGUUCAAGGACGCGCUCGCCAAGCACGGGGCUGAGAGGUGUAGCCUCGGGCCUGCGCGGGGGCUGGACGAGUCGGAGCUCAUGGCCUUGGCUGAGAACAGGGACCUGCACUUCACCUACGACAAGCCGGGCGGCCUCGUCCCCCUCGCCGAAGCUAUUGCCAAGGAGGCUGCCGCACCGGGAGGCCCGUGGCUUCCUCUGCCUGCGUCCCUGCUCGGCCAGGGAUCCGACAACUCAUUGCUGCCCUCUGGAAGAUAGACCGUGCUCCGUGCUCGGUUGGUGUCAUUCAUUGGAGGUGGCUCCUCCGUCUUGUACAGAUUUGAUUCGUUCGUAGUGGUCUGAUGAUGCUGGAGUGACAGAAAUAUUCAGAUGCGGGAUGCGCAGGCUUUAAGCUUUUAGUUUGUAAAGUCUGACUAUUGCGCCUGUAUUGUUGCAUCUAGACCUUUGCUGAAACAUGAAAAAUCCAUUGCUUGG
Messenger RNA from Zea mays, 1272 nucleotides. RefSeq lists its product as uncharacterized. The transcript is spliced from 4 exons. Lineage: Eukaryota; Viridiplantae; Streptophyta; Magnoliopsida; Poales; Poaceae. The coding region runs from base 238 to 1056 and encodes 272 amino acids. Gene Ontology annotation, cellular component: chloroplast. The record is from RefSeq and is marked validated. Gene Ontology annotation, biological process: cell redox homeostasis.